Messenger RNA from Pocillopora damicornis (cauliflower coral), 4753 nucleotides. RefSeq lists its product as uncharacterized. Gene Ontology annotation, cellular component: nucleus. Lineage: Eukaryota; Metazoa; Cnidaria; Anthozoa; Scleractinia; Pocilloporidae. Gene Ontology annotation, biological process: regulation of transcription by RNA polymerase II. The record is from RefSeq and is a predicted model, not a curated record. Gene Ontology annotation, molecular function: RNA polymerase II cis-regulatory region sequence-specific DNA binding; DNA-binding transcription factor activity.
CAUGUAGGGGAAACACCAACAACUUUGACUAUUGGUGACCAUGUUUGUGAUAUCAUUUCAGUUGCCAAUGUUAGAGCAUACGAUUGCCGAAUGUGUGAAAGGGUGUACCAGACUGAGGAGGAACUAGAGAAACAUCUGCUUAACCAUGCUGAGCAUCGCCCCUACAAAUGUCCUCAGUGUCAGAAAGGAUUUAAACAGCCUUGCCAUCUGAAUCAACACCUGCGAACACAUACAGAUGAGAGGCCAUUCCCCUGUGAGGUGUGCCGCAAAUCCUUCAAGCAAGCUUGUCAGCUUAAACAGCACAUGCGGCUCCACACAGGAGAGAAGCCUUAUCACUGCUCCCAGUGCAAUCGUUCUUUUAAGCAAGCUAGCCAGUUAAACCAGCAUGUGCGCCUCCACACUGGAGAGAAACCUUACAAGUGUAGCCACUGUGACAAGACAUUCACACAGGCCAGCCAACUGCGAUCACACAAGAAGACCCAUGAUCCUAAACCUGAGAGGAAGUCCAUGUCAAAAAAGCCAAAGGUAGUUGCCCGAGGUGCAGUGGUUAUGCCUACUUUUACCACCAAGGUCUCUUCGCAGUCCAUGUUGUAUCAUCAGAAACAACCUACUUUCAGUCCUGCUUUAAAAAUGGAUCCUCCAUUUGGUGGAAACUUCAAAAGUGCACACCCAUUUGGUACAGGUAUGUCUCAGGUAUGUCACAUGCGAGAAGUACCAGUUUCCUCUAUAACACAUGACUUUCUGGGAUAGAUCAAAUAAAACUAAGAGCUGUAGUUUCCUUAUGUAUUUUCAAUGCUGACAAGCAAAAAAACAUGUGAUAAUUACAAGGCUGUGAUCUUCAUACACAUUUUGCAUUCAUAUACAAGAACUCUGUUCACUUAAAAUCUUUAAACUACAAUUUGAUUUGGAAACUUCCAUUCAGAACCCACUAAUCAGAAAGAUCUUUGAACAACCAGAACAGUUUAAAGGUGAUCUGCCGUAAUUGGUCACAAACCUCUCUUUCAUCACCUUUAAUCAUAUGUAAUAUUGAUAACUAAACUUUUGAUGGUCAACUUUUUGAGGAUCUAUCUGGUAUAAUUGAGUUAUUUCUAAAGACCAAGCCAUUGUACCAGCAGCAAUAAUAACAUUCAUGCUGGUGACUUGAGAGUUGGUUACACACACUGUGUUGUGAGACAAUAACAGCAAAAGCUAGGACUUUGUUGACUUUAAGACUUAGACACUAUUGCUGUUGUUUUUGCAUUACACAGUGUGUGAAGUUUCCUCUUCAGUUACUAGUGCAAUAGGCUACACAGUGGGGAGGAGUCAAAUUUGUAGUAAUUGUCAAAAGAGUUUUGUGGAAGAAACAUUCCUUACAGUUUAAGUCACUCAUUACUGUUGGCUACAGAGAGUCAAACACAAAUGUAAAAAUGAAAUUGAUUACUAUACACAAAGAAUCACAGAACUAUUUACUCUUUUCUAAUAGUUUCCAGCAAGAGAAAUCAAUCAAACUUGUGCAAGCAAAAGUUUAGAUUACAGCCUUGAAUGCAGAUAUUGUUAUGACAAUUGUUCUUGUCAACAAAUAUUAAAUUAUUGCAGUUUCAUAUAGCUCAUGAUAGACAUACUACAGUCUGGAAUGACAGUGAGCAUGCAAGCAUUUUCUGAAGUUAUUCAUCUAAGGGACGGGUGAUGAAAAGUGAACACGUGUAAGAAAAGAUGAGGAAGAUACAUGUCCUUGUAAAAGUCAUGUAACAUUUAACAAAGCUCAAAACUUUUCUGUCCUAUUCAGCAGCCGCUGUGCAUGUGUUUUGGUUGAGUGAGGACCUGUAACAUGUAACAAUUUACUUUUCUUCAACCAGUGAAAGAUGAACUCUGAAAAACAUCAAUGCUUCAAAUUUUUGGCAAAAUCUAAUGUAAACAGGACAAUGACAGGAAACAAAUUGCAUAUCAUAGUAGCUUUUUGUGCCCAGGAAAAUAGUUCCUUAUGUUGAAAAGCUUGCAUGCCCACUGUUCUUUCAGGUUUGUCCACAUGAGUUAUGGUAAUGAAAUUACCAUGUAGGGCUUUUUGUAAGCAAGAUGAAUAAUUCUAUAUAAAUAUUCCAUUGGUGUAGUUUAGCCCAUGUGCCAUGUACAUUGGAUGAAUUGUCUUACAGAACAAGAGAGAUGGGUAUGUAGGGUGUGGGUGCCGUGAUUGAGAAUGAUGGUCAGCUGUUAAUAUUAUGGACCUUUUGAGGAGAGUAUUAAUGGGGUUAUAACCAAGAGGGGUUUCACAGACUCUUAACUCUAAUUUCUUCCCAUGCUUUUCAGUAACAUGCUUUAUCUGGAGUUUCAGUUGUAUUGUUUGAAAUGAAUAUUUUUCUAUCAGGCUGCUUUUAAAUAUGGAAACAUUUGCAAUGUAUGCAAUAAGCUGAAUUAUACUUGCAUUUUGAUUGGUUCUAAUGCUUAAAUGAUCUAUUGGACAGAAUCAUAGAUGACAUUACCAUGAACAACAUCUUUCUUUUAAUCACAUAAAACAAACUGCUUCUAUGUUGCUGUGGGUUUGUACAGUGGCAGAUCAAAGAAGACGUCAAAAUGUGGUGAUAACAUCAAUGACACACCUGGCUGUGCCUGGCAUGUCCCUUUUUUGUUCUUACCACAUUUCGACAUCAUCUGUGAUCUAUGGCUGAAUGGGACAUAUGGUGAAAUGGAAUCUAUUUUUUAAGUUAUGUAAGGUUCAGAAGGAGAAAUUUGAUGUGUUUUGUUUGCUUCUGCAUUUUGAUAUCUGUUACAAAAUUGAUAGACAGCAACAUGAAAUGAAAUAGAACCUCAGAGUUAACUUGUUACUGGCAUAGCAACCAAUUGGCUUGUGAUGCAUUGGUUAAGAUUUGCAUCAGACAACACUGAGGCCAAGCCUCCUGUAACAUACACCAUUCUAAGAUAAACACAUGUGAAUUGUGUCUCUUCCAGCAAACCUAAUGAAGCAGUGUAAGCUUCUUGGCUAGUUUGCAAGACAUAAACUUAUGCAUUAGAUUUGGCACCUGUAGCCCCUGAGGGGUGCAAUGUGAUAAAUUGACACACCUGCAUUUCAUCAUUAAAGUUUCAUGUACUUUGUCUCUUAUUCGCCUUUUCUUCUUGCGAAAAAAAGAAACUCUUAAUUCCUCAUUAGGGGAAUAACUUUUAUUGAAAAACCUGUGAAAGCUGUCAGUUUUCAAGCAACAUUUUGGAUUCUGUAAUUUGUGAUAAAGGGAUUUUUUAUAUCUUUCACUGAUGACUCCCCCACUCCAUUAGUACUCUCCUUAAAAAACCUAAGCACAUGUAGUAGUAACAUAUCAGAUGCUGACCCCUGGAGAAUAAGCAUAUACACAAACCAUAAGUUCAGGUUCAUGUGCAUGUGGCUUCCAGUUCUUGAAACAUUUUUGCAGUAGCCAGGGUUCCCAGAAAAUGUGAUUUACUACAUGGCUCCAAGCUGCAACUUUAUUGGUCACAAGAGCAACUGAAAUUGAAUUUUUUUUUAGGCCUUAAGUUUUACUGAGACAAGAAAUUGCAUAAGAUAUUAUGAAUGUCCUGUAGUUUUCUCUUGUGAAAACUUGCCCAGUUUUCCUUGGUGAUCUGUGUGUGAAGCCAAAACCUUGAGAUAUGCAAUAAUUUUUCUGGCUUUUUUCCCAUUUUUGUUGAUUAACUGCUAACUUUUGGUGAUCAAUCUAGGAUUUAAAUUCACCAAAUAGCCACUUCCAAAACCACAAGUGUCCCAAGCUCAUGUCUCUAGAAAAAGGAAAAUGGUCAAUUCAUGAAAGCAUCACACAGCUAAGUUAUGUAAGGAACUGUUAAGAUUUCUUGUUAUAAGACAAAUAACAGGGAUGGCAAAGCAAGUUGAAAACAGCAAAGAACACCAGAAACCACAAUGGAAAGACAAGGAGUAAGUUAGUUCUUUCAAUCUUUUGUGUAAAAUGUUUAUACUUCAAAAUAGUCAGCAUUGUAAAUUGUUUCUCUCCCCAUACUAUUUUUUAUAACAGGUUCAAAUUCUCAACAGUUCCUUGCAUAACUUAAUACUACAUUACACAACACAUGAGCCUUUCAUGAAUUAAUCUUUUGCAUUUUCUCAAGACCCACGCUUGGGAUGCCUGUGCCAAAACAAGUUCAGCUUGGAGCCCUGAAUAACUAUAGCUACCAUUUGCAAAGUAAUUAUAACAGGCAGUUGGAAAACAGCUAAGACAUACCUGAGAGCUGGUAAAUGUGAUUUAUUCGCACGAACCAGUAGUACCCAGAAAUACAAGUUUAGUCUCCAGAUACUUUUGAAAAAAUUGGUAGAGAAUACUAAAAUAUUUUGGUUUUAGUUUUGAGUGCUCAUUGGGGGAAAUAGCCAAAGUUCAAGAUAACUGAAAUCAUGAGAUUUCUGCACUUUUCCUUCAUUAAGUGUACAGAGCACGUUUAGAUGAUGAACUGAUGUUUUUAAUCAUUUUGUACAUCAGGAUAAUUGUUACAAAUUGUUAGUGCUGAUAAAUUGUGUAUAGUAAUGUCGCUGAAUGACUCAAAACUAUUUUUUUUAUACUAAUAUUAAUAGUUAUAAUGUAAAACUUGGAGCAGUUUCAAAUUUAGUGUUGACAUUUGAUAGGGCAGGAUGCCAAAUGUGGCAAGAGAGGCAGGUGCAUUUACAUAAUUAUUUACAUGACAAAUGCAGUAAAUCUCACCUCUAAUAGUCCAGGCCCCAGUUGUUUGAAGAUUGGAUAGCACUAUCCACUGGAUAAAACUCUACCCACUGGAUAACGCUAUAUGUUUAGCUAUUACUUAUCUGCUGGAU